ACUUCUGUGCUCUUCACUUUUAUAUUUUCCACUACCAUUAAUUUCUUUGUCCUAAACUUCAACAUAUACACCAAACAUGCCUGCUCCAACCUCCUCCUCCUCUUCUUCUUCUUCUUCUUCUUCUUCUUCUUCUUCUCCUCGCCUUCUCUCACUGUCUUUUGUUUUCACUUGUUUGCUCAUUUUCUUGCCAAUUUCUCUAGCCAAAACCACCAAUACUACUCGCCCUCCACACCAACUCUCCGUUAACUACUAUACAAAAACCUGCCCUCAACUUGAGCAACUUGUUGGUUCAGUCACUUCCCAACAGUUUAAAGAAACGCCAGUUUCAGGGCCAGCCACCAUUCGCCUAUUCUUCCAUGACUGCUUUGUAGAAGGCUGUGAUGCUUCAAUAAUGAUAUCAACAAAGCCUGGAGGCACAGAGUUGGCAGAGAAGGAUGCAGAGGAUAAUAAGAACUUGAGAGUGGAAGGAUUUGAAAGCAUUAGGAAAGCUAAGGCCUUGGUUGAGAGCAAAUGCCCUGGUAUUGUCUCUUGCGCAGAUAUUCUUGCAAUUGCAGCAAGAGAUUAUAUCCACCUGGCAGGGGGACCUUAUUACCAAGUGAAGAAAGGGAGAUGGGAUGGAAAAAUAUCAAAGGCAUCAAGGGUGCCUUAUAAUCUCCCUCGUGCAAAUUCAACAACUGAUCAACUAUUGAAGCUUUUUAACUCCAAAGGAUUAACACUAGAAGACCUAGUGGUGCUUUCAGGUGCACAUACAAUUGGAUUUGCCCAUUGUAAGCAAUUUAUUAGCCGCCUUUACAAUUAUAAAGGCACCAAGCAGCCUGACCCUGUAAUUGACCCAAGGCUCCUCAAGGCACUGAAAAUGUCAUGCCCAGAAUUUGGUGGAAAUGCAGAUAUUGUAGCACCAUUUGAUGUUACUACUCCUUUCUUGUUUGAUCAUGCCUAUUAUGGAAACUUGGAGGCUAAAUUGGGUUUGUUGGCAUCUGACCAAGCUCUGUUUUUGGACCCACGGACCAAGACCCUAGUUCAGCAGCUAGGGAAGGAUAAGCAGAAAUUCUUCCAAGCAUUUUCACUAGCAAUGGAUAAAAUGGGUUCUAUUGGAAUCAAAAGGGGAAGAAGACAUGGAGAGAAGAGGAAAGAUUGUCGCCUACAUGCAUCAUAGAUACAAUUCGAGCUUGAUAUAUUUGUUUUUCCUAUCAUUUUUCACGGGAAAAAAACUGUUGUUAGGUGUUUUGGGGUUUUCUCAUUGUAUUUGAUGCUUGAGAUUUGUAGGAAAGGCGCUUGUGAAUGCAAGCACAGUGAUACAAAUUUAGCAAAACAAUAUUUGGAAAAAAAAAAAGAUCUUUUUUUUUU
Hevea brasiliensis (rubber tree) is the source of this 1347-nucleotide messenger RNA. RefSeq names its product peroxidase 19-like. Gene Ontology annotation, molecular function: peroxidase activity; heme binding. The transcript has 3 exons. NCBI's taxonomy places the organism in Eukaryota, Viridiplantae, Streptophyta, Magnoliopsida, Malpighiales, Euphorbiaceae. The coding region runs from base 77 to 1156 and encodes 359 amino acids. Gene Ontology annotation, biological process: response to oxidative stress; hydrogen peroxide catabolic process. The record is from RefSeq and is a predicted model, not a curated record.